AUGGCAUCCCCGAGAAAUCUGUCUGUCUCCAUUGUGAAUCCCGGACCCGAGCACAUCGCAGUUACACAACGCACGGCGCCGUCCCUCGCCCCUAGCAAGCUUCCUACUCUGCCCUACUGCUCCGUACUCCUCCGCUCAUUACCCACAGACAUGGGCAACUCGGGUGUUCAUUCGCACUGGAGCAUGCUAUAUCCUUCCGGCCCCAACUCCAGCUCCAGCUACAGCUCCAACUCUAGAUCUCGUCGCAGCUCCAGUCACGGCUCCAGCUUCAGCCUGCCGCCGAUCACCUGCCAUCCUGUCCCGUCCUCGUCGUUGCCGCGAACCCAGUUUAAACCUCGCCGCCCCUACUACUACUACUACUACUACCAUCACCACCACCUCCAUCAGCAGCAGCAGCAGCAGCAGCAGCAUUUAUCCCUGCCGCCGCAGACAGAAGCAGCCGGGCAUUUAUGCAUCCGAACCGGCGCCAUGGCCGAAGCCACGGAACCGACCAUGGACUGCAACCUGCCGGAGUUGCUCGCUCAGGACCUUGAGUUCUCCAGCCUUAUCUUCGCCGCCAAGAACAUGACGGCCGGCGCACCCCCGCCCGCCCUCGCGUCCGACGAAGACGACUGGCAGAGCACCGCCGAGCCCCCGACAGUUCUCGGCGCAUCAUGCCACCCGAAUGCCGUGCCGCAGUUCCAACCCCUGGGUGCCAUUGACGAGAAGAGCUCCGGCAGCGGGGCGAGCGAGCAUGACAUCUCGGACAACGCCUCAAGCUCGAGCGGCGACUCCUUCAGCAUGGCCGGCAACGACGUCGACGUCGACGGCGACGACCACGACGACGAUGAGGCCGCCGAGUCACCGCACAUCCGCCAACAGUCCGUCAUGACGGCCGGCACCACCAUAUCCGCCUCGAGCCAGCCCGCGACGGUUGCACCCUCGCAAAAACGCGUCGUGUCAUUCGGCGGUGAGUAUGAAGGCAGUUUCGACAGCUGGAUGGACUUUGAGCCCGACGCCCCCGUCGACUAUCCCGAACUCGGCAAGAGUCUGGCGCAGUCCCCCGUCACUACGCCCGUCAAGCCGGCACGGCCUUUGUCCCGGCUAGGAGACCGGUCCAUUAACGAAUCGUCUCCGCGACGGGCCAAGAGCGCCAACGCCGCAGCCACCACCCGCCGGCUGUCCAACCCGUUUGAAGGCUAUACGCGGCCCGCCAGCCGGGCCCGGAGUAUGUAUUCGUAUCCGAUGACGGAGGCUGCCAAGGAGCAGAACCGUCAUUCGAUCCACUCGCUCCAUUCACUCACCUCACUCGACAUGGCCGUCCCCACACGUAGUUCGUCCCUGAAGCAUCGCGUCUCUUUCACAGACGACGCUCGGAAGGCCAUCAGUUCUCGAUCUCGGUCGCGGUCGCACGCUUCGUCGACCAAUGUCCCCGACCCCGUCGCUGUGCAGGGGACGAAUCGCAGCUCCGUCAUAUCCGAUCUCAAGGAGGAACUCGAGCCGUGGUUCCGCUACCUCGAUGCGCAGGACGAGCAGCCUCCAGGCUUAUCCGCAGGCCUCGCUCCCCCUUUACUUGUGACACCACGCCCGGCAUCCCGCUCCAGCGCCUCACGGAUAGUUACCCCGACGCCUCGUCCUCGCUCUCAGGCCCAAGCCAGGUCCCGCCCGACCUCGUCCCUGAGCACCUCCUACACCUGGCUCGAGGACCCAAUCGACAUCCCGCCGCCCCCGUCCGACGACCAGAGCCGCCGCAUCCCCCUGCCCCCCAACGUGAUGGAAUCCCUCCGUGUUUCUGUGACCUGUUUCCCCGAGACCAUGCUCCUCUGCUCCAGCCUCUCCAUCGAGACGAUCCGCAGCUACUCCCGCAAAGUCCGCCAGCCGCCCCUCGAGGCCCUCCGACCGGACACGCCGCCGACCUCGCCCAAACGAUGGCGCUGGUUCUCCUCCCGCCGGACGUCGAAUCUCGCCAACGGCGGCCGCCGCUGCUGCUCCCGCGGCUCCUCCUCGAACCUCGACCUCCCCUCCACCAUGCCACCGUCGACUGUGACUCUCACUCCGCCCCAGUGGUCCCGUAUCCGAAGCGUCUUCCCCCACGGCUCAGAUUACCUUUGCGAUGCCCUGUACGCACACAUUGUCGCGUACAACUACCUCGCGCCCAUGGUCCACAACCCACCUCCCGGCGGUGCCGGAAGGCCGCCCACGCCGGGAAGUCCCGCCAGCACGGAGGAUACCAUCCCCAAGAAGGCCGCUACCCUGCUUGGCCUGCAGGGGUGCCAGGAAACCACCACGCCGAAGCCACUGCGGAAGCGGUCCAGCAUGUUCCUCGGCCUGCGCUCGUCCUCCUGGCAGUCCACCUUUGCGGCACCGCCAUCGUCGGUGCCUACCACGCCUCUCACUGCCGCGCCGCUGCCGCCGGCGUCCGACAUCCCGCUGCGGGAUCUCCAGCACGGGCUGCACCGCUGCAUAGCGCGGCUCGUCACGACGCUGCGUGCCGAGGGCAGCGAGGGCCCAAUCGCAGGGGAGCCGGUCAACGACGUGGACCCCCUUGUGAUGCGGUCUCUUUGCGAGAUCGUCAAGUGCUGCGAGGAGUCGCCGACGAAUGACCGUUCUCUGUAA
This is a messenger RNA of Colletotrichum destructivum, 2595 nucleotides long. RefSeq lists its product as uncharacterized. The coding region runs from base 1 to 2595 and encodes 864 amino acids. The record is from RefSeq and is a predicted model, not a curated record. The transcript has 2 exons. Lineage: Eukaryota; Fungi; Ascomycota; Sordariomycetes; Glomerellales; Glomerellaceae.